AUCUCAAGUUGAAGCACAUUGAUCUGUCGGAAAACAUGUUUGAUGGGCCGAUCCCACGUUCACUCCUCGAGCUCGAGUUGUUGGAAUCGUUGCAGCUUCAAGAGAACAAUCUGAGCGGCACGAUCCCAGAGUUCGACCAAGAGAGUUUGACUUCUUUCAACGUCUCCAACAACAAAAUCAGUGGUCCGAUCCCUGGAACUCGAACCUUGAAAUCAUUCGGCUUUGCUUCGUACUUCAACAAUGGCCCCGACAUGUGCGAUUCCUCGAGCUCCAGUUCUUGCCAUUUUAGCGACGAACACAAAGCUCGAGACUCCAAACGGAAAUCCAUUGCAACUUUAGUUAUGGUUUUGGUUAUUAUAGGCUUGGUUACCGUGAUUUUACUGCUGAUUCUUUACAUUAAGAAAUCGAGGAGAAUCAAGAACCUGAUGAAGAGUUACCCUUUCGAAGAAAAAGUCGAUUUAAAGCUGGAAGAUGAAGAAAAGAAGCUGGUGUUCAUGGCGGAUGAAGCAGGUUGUUUUGACCUAAACGAUUUGCUGAAAGCUUCGGCAGAAGGGUUAGGGAAAGGGGUUUGUGGCCACACUUAUAAAGCAACAGUGGAAGACGGGAAACCAAUUGUUGUGAAACAUUUGAGGGAGUUGAAACCAUUUAGCAACGAGGAGUUCAUGAAGCUGGUGCGAAGAAUUGCAGACCAAAAGCAUCCGAAUUUGCUUCCUUUAAUGGCCUACUAUUAUUCCAAGGAUGAGAAGUUGUUCGUCUACAGAUAUGUCAAAAAUGGAAACCUCUUCAACCGCCUUCAUGGAGGGAGGCGUAGCAGGGACCGGAUUCGUUUCAGUUGGGGCUCUAGAUUGACCGUCGCUCAAAGCGUGGCACAAGCGCUUGAAUAUCUUCACCUCAACUCAAACCAUUCCCAAGACACCGUUCCUCACGGAAACCUGAAAUCAUCCAACAUUCUUCUCGACGACGACGACACCUUUCUAGUUUCCGAUCACGGGCUCGCUUCCUUCAUGACCCUUCCCAUGGCAGCUCAACUUAUGGUCUCAUAUAAAUCGCCGGAAUACCAAUCCUCGAAAAGGGUUUCGAGAAAAUCAGACGUAUGGAGCUACGGCUGUCUUCUUCUGGAAUUAUUGACGGGGAGAGUCUCGGUUCACUCAGCUCCUCUGGGCAUCAAUGGCGUGGAUCUUUACAAAUGGGUUCAACGAGCUGUUAGAGAAGAAUGGAUUUCUGAGAUAUUUGAUACGGAGAUAUCUGUGGAGAAAAAUGCUGGUCCGGGGAUGAUGAAGCUGUUUGAGUUUGCUCUCCGUUGCUGCGACGAGUCGCCGGAGAAACGGCCCGAGAUGACGGAGAUCGUGAGAGAGAUCGAUGGUAUAUAGGGUG
Hibiscus syriacus is the source of this 1374-nucleotide messenger RNA. RefSeq names its product probable inactive receptor kinase At5g58300. NCBI's taxonomy places the organism in Eukaryota, Viridiplantae, Streptophyta, Magnoliopsida, Malvales, Malvaceae. Gene Ontology annotation, biological process: protein phosphorylation. The coding region runs from base 36 to 1370 and encodes 444 amino acids. The transcript is spliced from 2 exons. Gene Ontology annotation, molecular function: protein kinase activity; ATP binding; protein binding. The record is from RefSeq and is a predicted model, not a curated record.